GGUUAUUUUGUGGAGCUGAAUACAAACAUUACGUCACACCUCGUGUUUCGUUUAGAAUCGGGACCUGAGUUGUCGUAUCACUAUCUUAUUGCCUUUGCAGUAAUAAUCUCCAAUCUAGUUAGCGAUUACAAACGUUUCUUAUUCAAGCUCGUUUAACUUAGUUAUAUCCUGGACUUUGCACAAAUGGUCGCUGACGGCGAAUAUUCCGAUGUACACUUUCUACAAUCUAAUAUUUCACUUUAUGAGGAUUCUUCUCUGAUAGAUACUGGAACCUUAAAAAUAUCUGAAGAAUGUUUUACAUGGGAAGGUACAUCAAAACAAUUCUUUAUUCCUUAUUCACAAAUAACCUUACAUGCUAUUGCCAGGAAUACGGUAGACCAGACUGGAGAUCAUCCCAAUAAUUUGUUUCCUCAUCCACAUUUAUUAGUAAUGAUCGACGGAGAUCGUGUAUGGGAUUCAAAUAAUACUGAUAAUUUAUCUGAUACGAAGUCACAGAACGAGCAAGAUGGCAUGCAAAUUGAUGCAGAAGGUUCAGAUGAAGAAAAAGAAGACUCUGAUAGUGACCGCGCUCCAGACUGCCCUGGUUCUACGUCCGUCCUCCGCUUGGUUCCACAAGAUUCUGCACAGCUCGAAGACAUGUAUAAAGCACUAGCCGACUGUCAAGCAUUAAAUCCGGAUCCUGAAGAUGAUAAUUCAGACUUCGAGGGUUUCGCAGAAGAUGAUGAAUAUGAAAUUAAUGAUCAGGGUAUGGAAUUCAAAAACCAUACGAAUAAUAAUGGAAGAUUCGGUGAACCGGACCAGUUCGCAGAUGCCUAGCACUUUUUUGUAAAUUAAUUGAUGUAUUUUGUCAUUAACGAUUUAAAACAAAUAUAUAUCCUAUUUUAUUGAAUAUUGUUUUCUUUCUCAGUAAGCACAUAAUACCUAGUUAUCUUCAAAAUCAUGGUAAACUAGAAUCCAUAGUUAUAAGGUGGAACCCUAUGUAGAGAAAAAUAACUCGAGAGGUAUCAAACGAAG
Molecule: messenger RNA, 1014 nt
Organism: Schistosoma intercalatum
Lineage: Eukaryota; Metazoa; Platyhelminthes; Trematoda; Strigeidida; Schistosomatidae
Source: the annotation of a GenBank genome assembly